GUUUGGUAAUCAGUAGUGUCGUUGCCGUCCUCUUGUGCGUACGCUUUUUGUCUGAAUUGAACCGUUCUAUUCUUACGGUGUACUUAAAUAGUAUAUUAUUUUGUAAAACACGAUUGCUACUAAGACCGAAACAAAUUUAUAGUGAUAAUAGUGCAACGCAAUAAGAUUUCAUCGUAUCCGUGUAACCAAAAUCCGUACAGUUUUUAUGACGAAUGUGUACGUUUACGGUGUUUUUUGAAAAAUCUUCCGAAAACUGAUAAUAGUAUCGUGACAACUACGAAUUUUCCACCGGUGUAGAUUUCGAUCGAACAAUUUCGAGACUAUCACACCGGUAUUUACUACUAUCGCACACGAUGAACUUGAUGUGUACCGAAUCACAGACGGCAUCUGAAGAUAGGUGUUUUGCUGAGGACCGGACUAUUUUUCGGGAUGAACGGGCUGUUAAGAAGCUGUUGGAGACCGAGUCACAGUACGUGCCCGGGUGUGAUUACAUGGCCCACUCUCAUUCUAACUUGCAGCCAUUCAUGAGAAGGGUUGUGGCCACGUGGAUGUUGGAUGUAUGCGAAGAACAAAGGUGUGAAGAUCAAGUGUUUCCAUUAUCUGUAAAUUUCCUGGACAGAUUUUUAUGCGCCUGUGACAUAUCUAAAACGCAUUUGCAGCUCACUGGUGCGGUGUGUCUGUUAUUAGCAUCAAAAGUGCGACAAUGUACAGCACUUUCCAUUGAACUCUUGUGCUACUACACAGAGAACAGCGUCACUCCAGAAGAGAUGAGGGAAUGGGAGUUGUUAGUUAUUUCUAAAUUGGAAUGGAGAAUUGUAGCUGUAACUAGUUUCGAUUACGUAGAUCAUAUUAUGGAACAAAUUAAAUGGAAAAGACGAAAUGAUUCAAUGCUCAGAAGGCAUAUGUUGACACUCAUCUCCUUCUGUUAUAUAGAACCCGAUUUCAUUGCGAAAAAACCGUCGGUGAUGGCGGCGUCGUGCAUGCUGUCGGCCAUCCGCGGGAUCGAUCCUUCCGCGGCCGCCGAGGUGGCGUCAGAGCUGUGCAUGUUGUUGGCGUGCACCGCGGCCGAGGUAAAUGAACACGUGUCGCUCAUCGACGCGCUAGUGGCCAGCACGACGGCCGCGGCCACGCCGGAAAAGUCCGAGAACAACAAUCCAGCGUCCGAGCCGCCCGUCAAAAAGCCAUACCGCGUGCAAGACUACGGGUUGCACGACGGCGGCGGUCAUCUGUAGUGCAGGUCCCCCCCUCAACCAUGUGUACAGACGCGGCACGUUUAUGUAUCCGCGCGACACGAGUGCAGGUAAAUAAAAUGAAGCCCCGUUGACGGACCUGACGAUGACAAUUUUUUUUAAACCCCCCCCCCUGAUCCCCCAUCCGUGUCCCGCUUUACUUACCGCUCGACCGCAACGAAAAGAUUGUCGUGCGCCGCGGGACUUUGGUCGGGUUCUCCGUUCCAGCGUACGAUAUUAUAUUAUCUUUGUAACUGUGACUCUAUAAUAUAAUCAUCGUAAUCUCAGCUGCGACGGUUCGGAGGUAAAAACUUACGCAAAGCGGCCGUGCCAUCGUCGGGACGUAUGAUUAUUAUAAUAUUAUUAUAAGAUAAUAUUUUGUUUUGUUUCUACCUCGUGUGAAGUAAUAUAUUAUUGUA
This is a messenger RNA of Melanaphis sacchari, 1648 nucleotides long. RefSeq names its product G1/S-specific cyclin-D2-like. Gene Ontology annotation, cellular component: cytoplasm; cyclin-dependent protein kinase holoenzyme complex; nucleus. Gene Ontology annotation, molecular function: cyclin-dependent protein serine/threonine kinase regulator activity. The coding region runs from base 354 to 1232 and encodes 292 amino acids. Gene Ontology annotation, biological process: regulation of cyclin-dependent protein serine/threonine kinase activity; positive regulation of G1/S transition of mitotic cell cycle; mitotic cell cycle phase transition. The transcript is spliced from 4 exons. Lineage: Eukaryota; Metazoa; Arthropoda; Insecta; Hemiptera; Aphididae. The record is from RefSeq and is a predicted model, not a curated record.